GGACGCGGGUUGGCCGAGGCGCCAGUGACAGGCGACAUACAGCGGCGCGGCGGCGCGCGGCGCGUCCCCGCGGCCCCCGUGCGUGUAAACAAACGGCCCACCGACGCUAGCUGCUCGUUAGCUCGCUGCUAACGGCUAAGCUGCACAGAACAGAGGCGAAACCGAGCCGGACACCCCGCGCAGCUCGGUUGCCGUGUCCCGCCUCGGUGCCCGCCCCGCUGGCCGGCGGUCGUGUAGGAUUCUGCUCCCUCUCUCUGUUGCUGCCGCUAGUUCUGCUGUUCACGAGCCGCAGGGAGGGGGGACGCUCGUUUCACGUCCCCCAACGGGCCGCCGGUGGGGACCGAGCGGGGACCGAGCCGAACAUGCUGCGGGAUCUGGUGCCGCCAGGGCUGAGGGGCUGAGGAGAGUCGGGCCGAACCAGGGAACCAGGGAACCCCCGCCAGCGGGCUGCUGAAGCCUCGACCCCCCGCGACCCCGUCGACCCCGCCCCGGGCCCCGGCCCGCCGGCCCGUGUGGGUGGUUGUGUGGGAGCGGACCUGAGCUCUGCUCCGCUCCGUGGUUGUGUAGCAGCUGGGCCAUGCCCCGCCAGGCCCGGGAUUAAGCCUCUCAGCUGGUCUCAUCCCCUCCCCCAACACCCCCCAGGCCCCGGGGCCGGGACCAGCACGGACCGGCUCGGACGUGGAUGUGAUGGAACUGAUGUUCGCCGAGUGGGAGGACGGGGAGAGGUUCUCUUUCGAAGACUCGGACCGGUUCGAGGAAGACUCGCUGUGCUCCUUCAUCUCCGAGGCCGAGAGUCUGUGUCAGAACUGGAGGGGAUGGAGGAAGCAGUCCGCCGGACCAAACUCCCCCACUGUCAAGAUUAAAGAUGGGCAGGUGAUUCCACUGGUAGAGCUUUCUGCCAAACAGGUAGCAUUCCACAUCCCGUUUGAGGUGGUGGAGAAGGUCUACCCUCCUGUCCCGGAGCAGCUCCAGCUCCGCAUCGCCUUCUGGAGCUUCCCUGAGAACGAGGAGGACAUCAGGUUGUAUUCCUGCCUGGCUAAUGGGAGCCCAGAUGAAUUCCAACGUGGAGAGCAGCUCUACAGGAUCCGUGCUGUCAAAGACCCCCUUCAGAUUGGCUUCCAUCUCAGCGCCACCGUGGUUUCCAGUCAGUCUGGUCAGUCUAAAGGAGCCUACAAUGUGGCGGUCAUGUUCGACCGCUGCCGCAUCACUUCCUGCAGCUGUACCUGUGGCGCAGGCGCCAAAUGGUGCGCCCAUGUGGUGGCACUCUGCCUCUUCAGAAUCCACAAUGCAUCAGCAGUUUGUCUGAGGGCUCCAGUCUCCGAGUCUUUGUCCAGGCUGCAGAGGGACCAGCUCCAGAAGUUUGCCCAGUACCUCAUUAGUGAGCUGCCUCAGCAGAUCCUGCCCACAGCCCAGCGGCUACUGGACGAGCUGCUGUCCUCUCAGUCUACUGCCAUCAACACUGUGUGUGGAGCUCCAGACCCGACAGCAGGCCCUUCAGCGUCUGACCAGAGCACCUGGUAUUUGGACGAGUCCACCCUCAGCGACAACAUCAAGAAGACCCUGCACAAGUUCUGCGGGCCUUCGCCUGUCGUCUUCAGUGACGUGAACUCCAUGUACCUGUCGUCCACGGAGCCCCCGGCGGCGGCUGAGUGGGCGUGUCUGCUCCGGCCCCUGAGGGGCCGAGAGCCGGAGGGAAUCUGGAACCUUCUGUCCAUCGUCAGGGAGAUGUUCAAGAGACGAGACAGCAACGCUGCCCCACUGCUGGAGAUCCUCACUGAACAGUGCCUUAACUACGAGCAGAUCAUCAGCUGGUGGUACAGCGUCCGGACAUCGGCCUCCCACAGCAGCGCCAGCGGCCACACCGGCCGCAGCAACGGCCAGUCGGAGGUGGCGGCUCACGCCUGCGCCAGCAUGUGUGACGAGAUGGUUGUCCUGUGGAGGCUGGCGGUGCUGGACCCCACCAUGAGCCCUUACAGGCGCCUGGAUCUGGCGGGCCAGCUGAAACAGUGGCAUCUCAAAGUCAUAGAGAUCGUGAAACGGGGACAACAUCGCAAGUCCCUGGACAAACUUUUUCAGGGCUUCAAGCCCGCCGUGGAGUCCUGCUAUUUCAACUGGGAAGUGGCCUACCCACUGGAGGGCAUCACGUACUGCAGCGCAGACAAGAAGAGCGUCCCCUUCUGCUGGCCCAGGGCACUGCAGCUCCCCAGAGGAGUCCGAGCUGCUGCCGGAGCGGGCGGCGACGCGUCCGAGCCCGGAGCGGGCGGUAGAACCGACGGUGGAGCUGGGGGGGACCACCAAGCGAAAGGAAACGGCCACUUGUCCCAACAGGAGGUGGCGGUGCGUCCGAAGGAGACCAUUCUGACUAAGAGGAAGGGUCUGUCGCUGAGCGGAGGGGGAGGGAUGCUGGUCCGUCUGGGGGGAGGCGUCUCUCUGGCCCUGGAGGACGGCGGAGGGAAGUGCAUGUACAAAGGGACAGGUUCCUCCUCGGGGGGGAAGCUGAAACUGGCCCCGGGGAGCGGGAAGGGCUCGUCUUCAGGAGGCCCCGGGGGCAGCGGAGGGCUGGGGGGCGGGAAGCACGCCAGCGCUAAGAGGAGAACCAGCAGCGAGGACAGCUCUCUGGAGCCGGACCUGGCCGAGCUCAGCCUGGACGACGGCUGCAGUCUGGCCCUGGGGGCCGAGGCCAGCAACACCUUCGAGUUCCUGCCCCCCCCGCCGGAGAUGCUGCCCUCUCCCAGUCCCCUGCUCAGAGAGUCGCCCAAGUUCAGCAGCAGCAACGGAGGGAGCAAGAUGUUUGAAACCAAGCGCGCUAGCCACGCCUCCACCGCGCUGGCCGCCGCCGAGCCCCCCGGCCCGUCGUGCUUCCCUCCCAAAGAAAACCUGGGGGCUGCUAUAGACAUAUCCAACCCUGCAGCCAAGGAGACCGACGCUGACGGGGAACCUGCCCAGAGCAAAGACGAAGACGUGGACUCGGCCGGCAGCCACCAGCCCUCCGCCUCCACGGCCACGGCCAAACCUCAAACCUCUGGUAAAGCGCAGCGGGGCCGCAGGGACGCAGCUUCUGCUGAAGCAGCAGCAGCAGCCACAGCCGGGGCGGCGGCCGCGGGAGAACCUGCUCCCCAGGGGGCGGAAGGAGCCGCGUCCGAGGGAGAGGCCGUGGGGGAGGACGACUAUCAGGCGUACUACCUGAGCGCCGCCUCGGAGGAGGGAGCCGAGAGGCAGCUGGUGGACAACCACCAGGAGGAAGAGCCCGACAUCUUUGCAGGGAUCAAACCGCUGGAGCAGGAGGGGCGCAUGGAGGUGCUGUUUGCGUGUGCCGAGGCCCUGCACGCCCACGGCUACAGCAACGAGGCGUGCCGGCUGGCCGUGGAGCUGGCCACGGACCUGCUGGCCAACCCUCCAGACCUGAAGGUGGAGCAGCCACAGACCAAGGGGAAGAAGAGCAAGGUGUCGACCAGCCGUCAGACGCAGGUGGCCACCAACACACUGUCCAAGGCCGCCUUCCUCCUCACUGUCCUCAGCGAGCGGCUGGAGCUCCACAACCUGGCCUUCAGCACCGGGAUGUUCUCCCUGGAGCUGCAGAGACCACCGGCAUCUACCAAAGCUCUCGAGGUGAAGCUGGCGUACCAGGAGUCUGAGGUGGUGGCUCUGCUGAAGAAGAUUCCUCUGGGGCUGGUGGAGAUGUCGACCAUCAGGGAGCGAGCUGAGCAGCUCCGGGACGGAAACCUGUGUGACUACAGGCCCGUGCUGCCGCUCAUGCUGGCCAGCUUCAUCUUCGACGUGCUGUGUACCCCGGUGGUGUCCCCAACGGGUUCCCGUCCACCCAGCCGCAACCGAAACAACGAGAUGCCGGGAGACGAGGAGCUGGGCUUCGAGGCUGCCGUCGCUGCACUGGGCAUGAAGACCACGGUGAGCGAGGCAGAGCAUCCUCUGCUCUGUGAGGGAACUCGGCGGGUGAAGGGCGACCUGGCUCUGGCUCUGAUGAUCACGUACAAGGACGACCAGAGUAAACUCAAGAAGAUUCUGGAUAAGCUGCUAGACCGGGAGAGUCAGACCCACAAGCCCCAGACUCUGAGCUCCUUCUACUCCAGCAAACCAGCAGCCGGCAGCCAGCGCAGCCCGUCCAAACACACGGCCGCCAGCCACGGUGGGGUGGCCGCCUCGGGGGUCGGCUCCAAGCACGGCCCGCCGUCUUCAGCCACCAACGCGCAGGCCGCCUCCUCGUCCAGCUCCUCCUCUGCCGUGGCCCUGGCGGGGGAGGAGAUCGCUCCUCAGGCGGAACUGAACCCGGUAGAAAGCAGCGGAGGCGGGGAGAGUCACGCUGAGACCAGGGAGCACGGUUCAGAGGGGCCUCAGGUGUCUGGUGAACAGCAGAAUGAAGCUGCUCCCUUCAAGCUGGAGGCCACGGUGCCCAGUCGCCUGGCCCUGGGGGCGCGCUGUGGCUACAGCCAGCGCUGCUGGGGCUCCCCCGUCCGGCAGAAGAAGAAACACACAGGCAUGGCGAGCAUCGACAGCAGCGCCCCGGAGACCACCUCCGACAGCUCUCCCACGCUCAGCCGCCGGCCGCUCCGGGGCGGCUGGGGGGCCGCGUCCUGGGGGAGGGGCCAGGACAGCGACAGCAUCAGCAGCUCAUCGUCAGACUCGCUGGGCUCCUCGUCCUCCAGCGGCUCCCGCAGGGCCGGCGGCGGGGCCAGGGCCAAGAGCACCGACACCAGCAGGUUCAGCUCACACCAAACGUACAAAGGACGACGGCCGGAGUGCCACGCCCCUCACGUGCCCAAUCAGCCGUCGGAGGCGGCGGCACACUUCUACUUUGAGCUGGCCAAGACGGUGCUCAUCAAGGCCGGGGGGAAUUCCUCCACCUCCAUCUUCACGCAGCCGUCGGCCAGCGGCGGGCACCAGGGGCCCCACAGAAACCUGCACCUCUGUGCCUUCGAGAUCGGCCUGUACGCUCUGGGACUCCACAACUUCGUCUCUCCCAACUGGCUGUCCAGGACGUACUCGUCUCACGUGUCCUGGAUCACAGGCCAGGCCAUGGAGAUCGGCAGCGCGGCCCUGAACAUCCUGGUGGAGUGCUGGGACGGCCACCUCACCCCCCCAGAGGUGGCGUCUCUGGCGGACCGGGCGUCCCGGGCCAGGGACCCCAACAUGGUGCGGGCGGCAGCAGAGCUGGCCCUCAGCUGCUUGCCCCACGCUCACGCCCUCAAUCCCAAUGAGAUCCAGAGAGCCCUGGUGCAGUGCAAAGAGCAGAAACGUCACCCCUCACCCUCCUCACCCGCUGUCCUGGUCUGUCACCUGCAGGACAACGUCAUGCUGGAGAAGGCCUGCAUGGCGGUGGAGGAGGCGGCCAAAGGCGGCGGGGUGUACCCGGAGGUUCUGUUCGAGGUGGCCCACCAGUGGUACUGGCUGUACGAGCAGUCGGUGGGCGGGGGCUCGGCCCAGCAGCGCGAGACCUCGGGACGCUGCGGGGCCAACGGCGGCUCGGGCCGGAGGCCCCCGGAGUCCAGCUGCAUCGUCAUCGAGGGCGGGAUCAACCCGGAGUCCGCGGGGGUGGCGGCGGUCACCGCCUCGGUCACGGCGGCCGCCGUCGUCCCCGUCAUCUCGGUGGGCUCCACCAUCUACCAGCCGCACCCCAUGCCGGGCCAGGCCAUGGCCCACCCCCACACCCAGGGGCUGCACCCCUACACCACCAUCCAGGCUCACCUGCCCACCGUCUGCACCCCCCAGUACAUGGGACACCCCCUGCAGCACGUGCCCCGGCCCACCGUCUUCCCCGUCACCGGGGCUUCAUAUCCACAGGGAAUGCACCCCGCCUUCAUCGGGGCCCAGUACCCGUUCUCGGUGGCCGCCGGCCCCCAGCCGCCGCUGGCCGCCACAGCGGUCACCUUCCCCGGCGUCCCCGUGCCGUCGAUGACUCAGAUUGCCGUCCAUCCCUACCACGCCGAGACGGGCCUCCCCCUCAGCACCACCGUGGCAGGUCAGGGGCCCGUGAGCGCGGUUCCCGGGGGCCGGACGGUCCCAGGGUGCGUGCUGCUGUGUGGUAACCGUCCCGCGGGGCCGCUCUGUUUUCCAGUGGGCAGCGUCCACACCGGUCCCAUCCAGACCAUCCAGGGGGCGUCUCUGCCCGCCGUGUCCUCCCAGCCCGCCCCCCUGGUCAGCACGGCCUUCCCCAUCGAGGACGAGCAGCACAGCCAGCCCAUCAGCCAGCAGGGCCUGCACUACCUGCACUCUGCCUACAGAGUCGGCAUGCUGGCCCUGGAGAUGCUGGGCAGGAGGGCCCACAACGACCACCCCAACAACUUCUCCAGGAGCCCCCCGUACACCGAGGACGUCAAGUGGCUGCUGGGACUGGCAGCACGGCUGGGGGUCAACUACGUGUACCAGUUCUGUGUGGGAGCAGCUAAAGGCGUGCUGAGUCCCUUCGUCCUGCAGGAGAUCAUCAUGGAGGCUCUGCAGAGGCUGAACCCCGCCCACAUCCACGCCCACCUGCGGACCCCCGCCUUCCACCAGCUGGUGCAGCGCUGCCAGCAGGCCUACCUGCAGUACAUCCACCACCGGCUCAUCCACCUGACGCCUGCUGACUACGACGACUUCGUCAACAUCAUCCGCAGCGCCCGCGGGGCCUUCUGCCUGACGCCCGUGGGGGUGAUGCAGUUCAACGACGUGCUGCAGAACCUGAAGAGAGGCAAGCAGACCAAGGAGCUGUGGCAGCGCAUCUCCCUGGAGAUGACCACCUUCUCCCCCUGAGAGAGCCGGGCCCCAGACUCCUGCCGGGCCCCAGACUCCUGCCGCGCCGCCGCCGCCGGGCCCCAGACUCCGCCGCUGCCGCCGCCGCGUCGCCCAGCCUGACGCCGCCACACUGGGGGCGCCGCCCGCCCGCCGUGUGGACUCCACACUCUCCCUUUAGUGUGCUUCAUGUCCGUGUUGUGGUCGUCCCAGAAUCAGCAGACUGCCGGGGCCCGCCCCCCCCCCAUCCUCUCUGUCCCAGUGUUUUCUAGUUUGAGUUGUUUUCAGUUGAACCACUGAGUGUCUGGUUCACGCUGCAACAUUCCAGUCCAGAGUGGAGCUGCCGGGCCCCCGGGGCCCCCCGGAGCCUCACUGUGGACCUGAAUCCUUGCAGUGGGGGACAAAGACCUGCAGGACACGAACCUGACACAUGACUGAGUGUAACGUUGAGUUCUUUUUUUAAACUUUGUACAUACGAUGGCGUGUCUGCAGAGGAGAGGACGUGGGAUCCAUGUUUUCCUUUCAGCCUGCCUGAGGAGUGAACGCAGCUCCAGACCAAGCCCAGAGCCCAGAGCACGGCUCGGCCCAGAACCCAGAGCCCGGCUCGGCCCAGAACCCAGAACCCGGCCCAGAACCCGGCCCACCACGGGGGCUCCGACAGCAGCUACAUCUGAUCCAGUCUUUCAGCGUAUCGGGAACAACCACUCAAAUUUUACUUUUCCCAGUUAGAACGUCACAAAGUUUGGUCUUCCUGUUUCUCACAGAAUUAAAUGAGGUUUAUUUGGUCGACAUAAAAGUAACAAAGAUUUAUUGACGUGUUAAAUUAGUUUCUGAUGUCUCAGCACCAGAACUACAUGUAAAACAAAGAUCCCAACUAAAGCCACAUCCUGCUACCUGUGACCAGAGGUGUCUCUCCAGGAGGAGUCGGGCCGUCGGCAGCGCCAGCAGGAAUCAAACCCCCGGCUCUGCCAGAGCCCCCGUGGCGGCCGGGCCCUCAGAACCCACCCGGACCCUCGGCGGGCUGCUGGCGCCGGCCGGGGCUGGCUGGCUGGCGGGUCACGUGAGCAGACGAGGGCUGACUGAUGCUGAGCGUGUGAAGUGCGUGGUUCCCGGCCAGGACCCGGCCAGGACCCGCUCAGCGCCGACACCAUGGUGCUGUUACUCUCAGACUGUUCAGGCAGCUGCUGCGGUUCGGAGCCGGCCCCGCUGGUUCUGGACCUCACAGGCGAAGGCGACUUUGUAGAAAAUGUUCUGUGAUAUUUUUGUAUUCCUCCGGCGUGUAGCUUGAUCGGAGGUUCUAUAUGUACUUAUUACAAAAGAUUCUAAUUUAGAGUGAAAAGAAUAAAAAAAGAGACAAGCAAUACUAAAAGUGUAGUUUACUUAAUAAAGAUGAUUAAAACAG
Cololabis saira (Pacific saury) is the source of this 8125-nucleotide messenger RNA. It is a transcript of the gene zswim8, whose product is annotated as zinc finger, SWIM-type containing 8. The record is from RefSeq and is a predicted model, not a curated record. NCBI's taxonomy places the organism in Eukaryota, Metazoa, Chordata, Actinopteri, Beloniformes, Belonidae. Gene Ontology annotation, cellular component: Cul2-RING ubiquitin ligase complex. Gene Ontology annotation, molecular function: zinc ion binding. Bases 688 to 6744 code for a protein of 2018 amino acids. The transcript is spliced from 25 exons.